This is a messenger RNA of Pocillopora meandrina, 12284 nucleotides long. NCBI's taxonomy places the organism in Eukaryota, Metazoa, Cnidaria, Anthozoa, Scleractinia, Pocilloporidae. The record is from the annotation of a GenBank genome assembly.
AUGUCUGGUUUGGUUAAGAACCAGAUCGUCAAGCAACUCGCCAGGUAUUAAAGUGCUAUAUUGAUCCAACGAAGCUAUAUUUGACGCGGGCCGCGCACGUGAGUUUGUUAACGAGUUGUCCAUUUUAUUUCGCUUUAAUUCUGUCAGGUUCACGAAGAAUCUCUCCCCUAACAAAAUUAGCGUCAAGUUUCUCAAGGGAGAAGGAGAACUUCAUAACCUAGAGCUAGACGAAACAACACUAGCCGAGCUUCUUGAGUUGCCGCCAUGGAUUCGUCUCACGAAAGCGACGUGCAACAGAAUAUCCGCCAAGGUAAAAAGUUUCAGCCUAGCCCUUGUUGUUACUUUUUUUUUUUAAUUUAAAGUAUCUUUCCAGGUGUACUUCUCUCUCUCUCUUUGUGAUAGAGUCUUGAAUAUGUGUGUUGGUGAAUUUCGAAAAGAUCGCAUCUCGACGUAAAUGCAUGUAUAUUUUAUAUUGUAUGACUUCAACGGGGAUUUAUGUUUGAGCUUAAGCUUGUAAGUGCUAAUCAGGAGUGAUUCUACAUAUUGUUGACGAUGGAUAUUCGUGGCAGAUGUGAAAGAGUGUGUUCUUUCGUUUUGUUUACGCAAAGAUGAUGGAUGUUCUUAGCCUAUAGAUUAUGCCAUUUGGCAGAGUACGGUUUUUUUUGCGAGUGAUUAUUACCUUUAUUUUUGUUCACUCAUAUCAUUGGUCUGAGUUGAACGACUCCUUUUGAUGGAAAUAAAUCCAUUUUGAAUGGGCCAAGACCAGCCUUGAAAAUAAUUAUAGUAGAAAAAAAAAAGGGGUCAAUGAUUUUGACAGUUUUCUACUUAUUCAAUUCUUGAAAACUGCAAAAGCCUUUCCCGUCAUUGUCUUGAAAUAGUGUCAACAAAAAAGUAAUCAUUGUAAAUUCAAUUCCUGGACCCUUGAGUUCAACAUUUUUUGUUUCAAUGAUUUGCAUAUAAAUAGUAUUUUAGCUUUUAGGCAAUAGAAAUGAUAUUUGAUAAAAAGGCUACUCUUGAAAGAAAAAUAAUCUUUUUUUGCUGCACUUGUCAGACUUCUUCACAUCUUGAGUGCAAAGUGAAUUUCCUGUUUAGAAAUAUUUGUGAAUUCCAAAUGUUGUUAUAGAGAUAUUCAAGAACUGGCAAUGUUUCAAGAAUAUUCAAAUUCUAAAAAUCCUUUUACUCGAGGUUGAAUGAAAAGAGGCAAUUAAGCAGUCAGCUAUACAGAAGUGCUAAUCAAUCUGUCAGAGAAAUUUAGUUACUGAGGAUAUAAAUUUUAAUCAAGGUGUUAGAAGCUAUGCUAAGGGAGGGUAUGUCACAUAUGCCAAGUACCAUAAUAUGUUUGAGUUUGUCUGGUUAGUGAUGGAAAUGGCAAUGGAAACAUGAAGUUUCACUCACUGUUGGCAUUCUUAACAACAUGUAAAGAACUGUUAGCCCUUCGUAAAAUAACCUUUUUUAUUUGGAUAAGAAAAAUGGUCAUGGGAUAGUGAAAAAUUAGUAUCCUCAGGCAAGCUUUUGCAUUUUUAUGGCAUUUGUGUUGGGGCUAUUUGUAUAACUCAGGAGGAUUUUCUAGAUCAAAAUCUGCUCAGAGCUCUUUCCUAAAACAAGGUGCUUUGUGAAAAAUUAAAUGUAUCUCUUUAAUUCAUAGAUUCAUUGGACUCGACUCAAGACUGACCCAAUAUGUCUGGUAAGCAUGUGUCUCCAGCUUCAUUUUCAUUUUCAGGAAGAUUUUAGGAAGUAUUUCAGUUACCAUAUGUACUUAAGUGGGCCCCCUUUCUAUGAUAUACCUCCUGGCUAAAGCUUUAUGUUCUGAGAAGCUCACUUUCUUUAUUAAGUUCAGUUCCCUUAGUUGAGAUCUCUCGCAAAAUUCUUUGCACAAGGUUAUACCAUUUUGUUCUGAAUCAUUAGGACAGAGUACCAUUUCAUAGACAAUCUUCAUUAAUAGUGUUUGAAAGCCUCUUUUAGUUUCUGUUAUUAAGAUAAUACUGGUAGUUGGGUUUUCAACUGUAGAAAUACUUCUUAUAUACACUAUGUAUGGUAAUGAUCCAAAUAAAAGAAAUAAUUCAUUGUGGCUUAGUGAAUUUUAAAUACUAAGCCCCUUUUCUAGAAAACCUAGAACUUGAUAGCCUCCUUCCUAGCUCAUUAAAUUGUUUUUUUACAUGUACAUGUGUUAGUAGGUAACAGCCCUCUUUUGUUUACAAGUUUGAAUGAAGCUUUGGCCAUUUUACAGCACAGUCAGACAUCAUCAAACCUCACUUAUUUGGAUGAUUUGAUCUAUUAAGAAACAACAAUUAAUAAUUUAAUAGACUUAAAUUGGUUUAAACACUAUUUUGUAAUAAUAAACCCCUUCUACACAAUCAAGAAAAUUCAUAACUGUCACUGAAGUGAGACACUUUGAUUUGUAACAUCAAAAAGCUGCAUCUAGUCACAGUGCUGUGUGAAAUUAAGAUGAAUUUUUGCUAUUUUGCCACUAAGAGAGAUUGGAACAAACAGAGGUUUUUGCAUUUACAUUUCAUAAUUAAAUUUUAUUUCAGAGUAAGCAAUCACAUUUUUUGAUCAUGUAAGUGUACCUUAGUAAUUUGAAAAGGUUAAAUCUCUGAUGAAAACAUUCAUAAGACAUUGCCUCUAGGUAGCAUUCAGAUCUAUUACCAGAAUUAAUUACUAAGGAAAUAACUUUUUUUUUAGUACCUAGAUUCUGUUGAAGUGGAUAUGGAAGCUAUGGAUGGAGAUGUUAACACCCCACCUCCUAGUUCCCCUCAGACACACCCACCCAAUGCACCUCAUCAGCCACCUAUAAAGUAAGUUGGACUUCACAAUCAAAUAAUGAACAAUCAAUCAAUCAAUGUUCAGAUACAUUCAAUGUAUGGAAUCUAUUUAUUUACUUGUUAUCGACUAAAAAUAUCAAUUUGAAACAACUAGAAAUUUAAUAAAGGUUAGUUAACACUUGAACCACUGCAUGUGACUGGCUUCUAAUUUCUUCUUACAGUAGUACCCUUGAAUCAAAUAUGAAGGCCAUGAGAAUAGCAGAAAUGAUAAGAUGCUUGUGAUCAUCAGACAAAUUCUUCUUGUCAGCAUCAUAGGAAAUGUAAGAUAACAGUGUGGAGAAUAUGAAUGCAUAUGUUAAGGUGAAAGGGUUAAAAUGAUCUACUCUGCUCGUACAUUUUGUUUGAUCAAUGAUUUAUGUCUUGGAUAUUUCUUCUUAUUUUUAACAGAGAGAAAGCUCCAAAUAGGUAUGGUUUUGUUGAGAAAGUGGUUGAUGGAAUGUUUGUUCAGAUAAACUCUGUUGUCAUCUCAUUCAAGUUUCAAGCUUUUCUUGCCAAAUUCCAGAUGUCACGUCUUGUUGUCCGAAGCACAACACCCAAGUGGCAGCCUGAUGAUCUGCGCUUGACACGGGUGAAAGAUGAAACUCGAGGAGAGGUGUUGACAUUUAAAGAAAUAACAUGGCAAACACUUAGGAUAGAUGCUAAUGCUUUGUACAAUGUAAGAAAUGUAAAUACAAUUUACGUGUACAGUUAACUUAGAGUUGUUUCAACAAAGAAAACAGUGGAACUAAUUUAGAAACAUUGUGACUUGAUAUACUUGAUUAGGGUCAUGAAGUUGAUGCUUGAGGUGACUUUUGAUGCAAUAUUUUCUCUUCUCCUUUUUUUGACAAGGGAAUAUUACAUGUUUUGGUAGGAGAAUCUAGAAAUUUAUCAGGAGUCUCAUUUAGGCCAUUUUCAUGUACCCUUCAGUGUUACUUGCCCUUUUAACUCUCGGAAGUGAUUAACAUGUAACUUCUGCCCACAAUAUUUAUACAUUAUCCAGCCAACAUGUAUAAAAAAUACUUGUACAUAUCAGGUAAAAGUUUUUAUUUUGAUCUAAAAUUAAAUUCUCAUAAUUAAUUUACUAUGAAUUGUAGCAGCUUUAGGGGAGAAUUAGCAAUUAGAUCUUGGAGUUAAAGGGUUUUAUAAAAGUAAAAGUGAUGAGAAGUGGGGUGUAUAACUGUAGCUUAUUUCAGAAUGGUGUGGAUUGUCCCUAUUUGUUAUUAAAACCAGAGUUUUAUGGCCUCCUGUUUGUAAGUGAGCUGGGUUUGUCAAAUUGAUUUUUGUUUAGAGGCUAUAUUUUUUGCUGGUUUUGCUAUGCUACUGAAUAAUGAACCUUUCUCAUUCCUUGUUUUUAUUCAGGAAACUUUGCAGCAGCAGUCAAAUCCCUUGAGACUUAUUACAAGUCAAUCAUCUCUACACCUAACAAUCAAAAAACGUCUUGAUGACUGUGCAGUGUUGGCUGCAAGGCUGGAGCUUCUUUUGGAUGACAUUCUAUGGGUUCUUACUCAGUCACAGUUACAGGCUUUAUCUGGUCUCUUACACUCUGUUAACCAGGCCAUGUCGCAUUCAAAAGUUAAGAAAGAACCUGGAACAAAUUCAACACAACGUUCAGGCCAGGCUAGUCAGCAACAAACACAUUACACUGGUUCUACAAUUCAUGAACAAAAGUCUGACUUUGAGUCUUUGAAUGCACUGUUUACACGGCAUGAUGUGCGGGAAACAUCUUACCUCUUAAGGACUGGUAGCAUUGACCUGCAUUUGUGUGAUGAUUCAGAAGACAGGGGUGCUGAUGGUGGGGCAAUGCAUUUUAAGAUGAAUAAGUUAUCUGUUGACUACUUUCCAUACCAUUUGGCUGGAACAUCUCGUAAUGACUGGCCAUCUCACAAUGAGGCAUCUUUGACUCGAGCUUAUUGGGUUAAUGACCUUUUGAGUGCUUUUAGGAACUCUCAAAGGAACAAACAACUGUCACCUCAAAAAGCAACACAAAGCCUUCAUCGAGCAAGGAGUGAUGUAAGUAAUUAUAGUUGACUUCAAUUUUAUGUUGCGAUCAUUUUUAUUUUAGAUGUAGAAAUAUUUUCAUAUACUAGGCAAAGGAAGUAAAAAAAACUUGUUUAGAAAUUUUAAACAAAAUGAAAGUUAAACUACAACUUAAGCUAGUUCAUCAUUGUUAUUAAUAUAGUAAUAUAUGCAAAAUAUAAUUUCUAUUACUCUCAAAAUAGGUUUGGUGUAUUAUCAAAUGACUUUAACUGUGAUAUUUUAGGCUAUCGUUAGAGUUACUGUAGGUGGUAAAUAUUUACUCAGGCUUUCCAAUGGAAACGCCCGAGUUGAAAUUCUGGCUUCGUUUUUUUUUUUUUGUUUGGUUGCAAAUCGCAGUCAAGUCCUUAUUACACAUGCAUAACCUUUUGACUCCAAUGCAUAUCUGAAAGCUACACCAAUUUCUAAUUAACAGUGAGGUGUAUUGCUGUUGCAACCUAUUGUAAUAGUAAUAUGGGGUUCAAAAUAUUUGAUUCUCAUGCUAAAGAUUUGUAUGGUAGAGGGCAGCCUCAAGGUACAUGUAUUCUUCUCAAAGUACCGCACUGCAUGUAAACAGAAUGAAGACACUUACUAUAGAUAAUUUUCAUAUGCAAAUGAAAAUUUGCAAUUACUGUAGUUAGUAGACUCUGAAUUUUUCGUUCAUUAUCAACUGCUACAAACUAAAUAGUCAUUUUUCAUUCAAGGGCAAAUGAAAAUAGUGGUUUUGAUUAGAGUGAUUUCAAUAAGCCUGGGUACUGCUGAUGAAUUACAUUAAUGUUAUUAGAUGCUAAAUGCUUCGUGACCUUUUGUUUCUUUACAUCUUCUAGAGUGAUAAUCAUUUGCCCAUGAAAAAAAGAAAUGACUAUUUAGUUUAUAGUAGUGAUAAUGAACAAAAGAAAACAAAAAUUCACAGUACAUCACUAACUAUUGAUUACCCUAUUCAUUCAUGGAAAAUGAAAAAUACUCUAAACACAACAGCUAAUUAGUUAUCAACAGGUUUAGUGAAACCACUCUAACCAAUAAACCAAAAUGUAUUAACUAAAGUAUACUAACCCAGUAUCUCCAAAUGGAAAAAAACAAAUUGGGAGGUAAUAGUACAAAAUAUACUAAAGUAUAUUUCACAUAUUCACGAGAACCACUCCAACAACCCCAUAAAAUUAAUAGUUCAUCUGGUAAUAACCUUUGGUGGUGACUUUUUGUUUUAUUUUGGUAAAUGUCAUCACCCUAGCACUUAGGGCUGUUCAUAAUUAAAAGCUAUCUCAACCUGAAACUUUUGUCAACCAAGAAAAAGGAAAAAGUAAGAAGACAGCCUGUUUGGCAAAAGACUUGCCCUGCUACAACCCUUAACCUGCAAAAUGAAACUUAAUCAAGUCAAUACUCUGAAAAAAAAAAAAUGAAAAUUAUAGUGUCUAGUAAUAAGUAUUGAAAUAGUAGCCAAUUCUAUAUGGCACUACCUCCCCCCACCCCACCCUUGAAAAGGGCCUUCACAUUACAUAACAAAUGCCUUUUUUAGCUCUGUAUUUAUAUGUGACAUACUCUGGCAUACCAAGAGAAAAAAGUUACAGGAUAAACCAAUAAUUGCAUUAAAAAAAAACUUAGGCAAAUGCAAGCACAAAAAACAAAUUUUAUUUCCAACAUAAAGCCUGGGUGAACACAAAUGUGCGUCUAGUUAGGUAACAACUGAUGGUGUGCAGUCACACUUUAUAUGCACAACUUUGUUUGACUAAGAUGUUUGAUGGUUGCUAUCAGAUGAAAACAAACAAUUGAGGAGCAAUUUCUGUAAAUUUUUCCAGGGUUCUGUUGCUGAUGUGAGUGGCAGAGAUGGUUCUUUACAUCCUUCACCACCCAGCACUCCCUCCUCUCCUCAUGUAAAUUCCCGGAGAACACACCCUUCAAGUCCAGGACAUUCUGCAAACACUGGAAAAACAGCGCAUUCUAUCAAAAACAAUUCACAGCGUCCAGUGUUUAUGCUUGAGAGCUGUUUUGUGAUUCGUUGUGAGGAAUUCUUUAUCAUGCCUGUGACUACUAGCAAUGGUUCUAAAGAGGAACUGCCAGCAUUUUUAUCAUCAGACAAAAAAGCAUUAUUUUUACCAUCAGACAUGCCAGCAUUUCAGUUAGACUUUACUCAGUAUUAUUACCCUGGAUCUGUUACAAGUGCAGGUAAUUUGUCAGUUAAAUACCUCAUACUAGCCAAGUUCAAGGUCUGUACUGUAAGUUACUGACCAAGUUCUUUCUGCUUGGAUUUAUGGCCCACACACAAAGUAUGUGCCAUAAAUCAGAGCAGAAAAAAAAACAGGGUUCCUUAACUUAUGGCACUGACAGAGAAAGCGUUAGAUCUUUAUUUUUAUCUCUGUAUUCAAGUAUGGAUAAGAUUUUGAUAAGUGGAUAAGAUAAGCUCUGAUUGUGAGAAAAAAAAAUGUCAAAAAAAUUUUUGGGGAGCAAAUAUGAUUCUCCUUGAAAUCAGCACCAAUCUUAUUUGAUCCCUGGGCUUUGCUUUUGCCCCAUUCCCUCCCACAGACCAUACUUUACUAACACAUCUCCCACUGGGAUAAACAGAAACAGAAAAGCAUGCCACACAGGCUAGCAAAGCUGUAAUGUCAUUGAAAUAGAUGUACAAGUAUGUGUAACACCACAAUACACAAAUUUACCAUUUCAGUGCCUACUCCAAACUUGUUUAUUCAGUUAAACCCUAUUCAGUUGACACUAGACACUGCAACAUGUCUGUGGUUCAGCAGCUUCAUGAGAAGCAUUCUAGGACAAACAGUAAGUGUACAUGUUAGCUGCAAUGCAUUUUAUUGAGUAAAACUGAAACCAAUGUAAUUACAGCAGCCAAUCAGAAGAAAGGAGAAUUUCAGAAGGAGCCAAUAAAGGGAAACUUAAAUAAGUGUAAGGAGCCUGAAGCACAGGAAAAUGGUAGUGACUAGGUUACAAUUUUUCUAGUGUGGCAUCUUACUCAUUUAUAGGGCGCCUAAGCUUCAAGACUUAUCGCAGAAUGUUAUUAAUCAAAACCACUCCACCCUGGAUUACUUUUGACAUUCAGUUGAGAAUUACAUCUUGGAAAAAAAAAAGCCAGUGUCUACUAUUUGUAUAUAUGAUGUUCAAUGUAACAUUGAUUCUUUUGUUUGAAGACAUGGUCCAGGGGUCCACCUGAACAAGCUACAUGUAGUUCACCAUCAGAUCAUAUUGAUAUCAGAAUUGAAGCCCUUAUGCCUAAGGUUGGUCUUGACUUCUCUAAACAGAGUUGUUAACUUUGUUGCAUUCUGAAAAGCAACAACAGUUGCUGUAGCGACAUAAUCAUGACAAUAGUUGUAGUAAUGAUGAUGAUUAUGAUUUUGAAAAUGGUAGUAGAAAUUUGUACAGAGUAAUUUCUUUGUGGCAUUUUUAAAUGCACCUCUACAGUAAUGUGACAUUUUUUUAAAAGAUUACUAGUUGAGGAGCAAAAACAAGAAAAUACAUAGCUGCGUGAUACAUUGCUUAAAGUGUUAAAAUAAUUGAGAGUGUUGUUAAGCAGAAAUGAUAAAAGUCAUUUUUAAAAGAGAUUGAAAGAUUAGCAUUAGAAGUAGUGGAGAAAUCACUAUUGCCUACAAAAUGUGGUCUUCAUUUGUGACACCCUAACAGGAAGACUAAAGGCCCUGUGCUCAAAAUUUUUUAAUCCUUUCAUUCCUAAGGUCUUAGUUAGUAAUUCUCCAUACUGUUUGCCAUAUAGUUUUCAUGAUUUAAGUCUGCAGAAAUUAGUCUUGGAUCAACUAAUAAUCUCCUAAUUGAAAAUUUUCCAUGUUCUCAUCACUUGUUUGCUAGAUUUUGUGUUAAUGUUGUAUGGAGAAAUUCUGUCUUGGUCACUCAUGGAAGUUGAAAGGUUAAGUCACCAUACAGUGACUUAAUCUCCUGAAGUUAUCAAGUUAGCCUGGAUCAUGUGAUGUUAUGGCCUUGCAGAGAUACACUCUUUUUAUUUUACAGCUAGUUAUUCCUUGCCCAAGUGACCCUUGUGCAGCAUACAAAGAUUCUCGGCCUCAGGGUCUCCAAGUUCAAGUAUCUCAGGUGUUUAUCACAAAUUCGAGGAUUGGAAACAAGUCUACCCAGACAGACAUGUUGAUGUUCCUUCAACCUUUCCUGGGCGCAAAAACUUACACAGACUUUCAGAACUUCCCAUCCAUGCCUGCUGAUGUGCAACCUUUGCCUAACUCUUUAUGGAUAAAUGAUUGCAGUUUGCUGUCAAAAGAUGCAAAGAAUGAUAAACAUUUAAAUGGCGUUUGUCAGGAUAUUUCUGGAACUCAUCAGCCCUCACAGGUAUCUUUUCGUUUAUUUGUCAGAACUACUCCAGGAGAUAAGACCUUUCAAGAUUUUCUGAGGUAGAUAUUUUCAACACCUGCCAUUUGAUCUUCUUGAAUACUUUUGUCUGAGGGGAAGGGGUGGAGUAGGGGCACUGAUACUCAUGAUGAAGACUUGACUAUUCUGUGUUAGAGUGUACUUAUAUUUGUGUCGCAUGUAUAAACCCUUCCUCGAUGAUCUUUCUUUCCUCAAGUUUUGACAGGUUUUUUGUACCAAAUCCCGUCCUUCUGUGAUGCUCCUUGGUUCACUAAAAGAUAUGUACCUCGCGCAACAACUGUUUAGAUAAACUUAGAUUGAUCUUUGUGUGAUGCACAUUUUAGUGCAGCUUUAGUUUUAAGUUGUUUCUUUUUUAUCGUACACAGGUUUGGUGCCUUUCAGCAGAGCAAGUGUGGUUUGAUUUCCUUGGCAUUGACGAGAUAAAGAACCGACCGAUUUCACUUAUAGACGCUGUCCCGGUUCAAAUCUGGAUUGCUACUCCUUUACCGUUUCAUGACCACAAUACCACAGUAAUGAAUACGACAGCGGAAGGAAUAGAGAGAACCAGCUGGUUAACCUCACCUACUCACCGGAGAACAGCUUCGGAAAUUCUUUCUCCCAAAAGGAAGGGCUCGGAGCCAGUAAUAACCAUGAAGAGCAGAACAAAUACAGGCACUCUGUUGUCAACGGCCACGAAUGCUUUACACAGUAGUGACCCUAAUAUUAGCUCCAAUCCCUCUGAGGCCCUUGUUAAUACUACACGAGAUGGACCUCCACCCGCUUAUGAGCCUAGAAAUGAACCUCGCAAGCCAUUCCCUGUUGUAAGUGAGCCUCCUCCACCUUACGAAACUCUGACGCAUCAUGAACCUGAUUUGGCUGGGGCGCCCUCAGAGGAAGUGUCUUCGUUAUCUAGGAAAGCUUCUAUAUCUGGGGACACUCCGAACGGCUUAUCAGAAUCAGAGGGAAGUGCUUGUCUGGAGCCGCCUUCAGGAUCACAAGCUGAUUUGAGCUUCCUAAUCCACAUUCCCCAAACUGUUAAAAUACAAUUGGACCACUUUCAAUUUCUCUUCCUUGUGCGCUUGCAGGAGAAGUUGUCAAAGCUACAAGAAGAUUUGGAAAAAGAUCGCUUAAGACGAAACAACGCAGACUCUGAAUUAAAUGAGUCUAAAAACGCCCAACCUUCUCUCUUUUUUUCUAUUCUUACCCGGGGUGUAGACUUAAAUGUCGUACUCCCUCCUGCCGCAGACGGAGAUGGUUCUCGUGAAGGGGGAACGCCGUCUGAAAGCACAAGUCGUAACGCAAGUAGUCUAAGUAGCUAUUUAGACACCGGCGUUGUGUUGGACAGUGGCUGCCAAUCUCCUGACGUCAUUGAUUUUAAAACAUCUUUAAGACCAGAUUCUGAGGAAGCUAUGCGGAAGGAUGGAUCGGUGUGUGUUGAUGGUCGCGAUGCUAAAUCCAGCGAAGAGGUCCCACCGUCACCUCGUGCCAGCUCAGCGCACACUUCAGGCCGAACCAGCGCUGCUUCGGCACCCGACUCCGAUGGCUGGCUGGUGGUUCCAGCUUGCGACAAAUUAGCUUCAGGGAGUGUUAAGAGUAGGGCAGAUAGCGAAGCAAGUAACUUCAGUAGUCAGUUGGGUAGCAGUAUUUCUAAAGGUUCUAGCAGCAAGGACGUUGAAGUCGAGCAUAAAGAUCCACCAAAGAUGGUCUCGGUUUUCUCCAUCGAGGGAGAGGACGUGGAGCUCGGAAUCCAUUUCCAAGGAAAUGACACAGUUGUAAAGAUUUUAUGCCCUGAGCUAAAAUGGGAAGAACUUGGUGUUAUCAAUUUUGAGAAAUAUCUCAACCGAAAGUCGUUUAGAAAGUCUCCUACAAAGACCACUAUCCCUACGGCAUUAGAGGGAACUCCCAUGAUGCGCAUGCGUAUGGAGUUUGGUCCAUGUGCGGAGCGGUACGAGCGGACAGCGGCUGAACGAGGUUUCAUGCACAUCAAAUUGAAUGGUGUUAACGGUUCCCUCCUGGUCAGUACUCUCGGGAAUAUGGCGGAGUGGAUCGAGGACGAAGUCGUGCUUCCACCAAUGCCUUUCCUAGUCGAAGUAAACAACUCGCGCGUGAGCAUCAACAACGAUCUUCCGCCCACGUUGGUGUCAGCACCUGUGCCCAUUCCAGUUGAUUUAACUGUUGAGAACAUUUCCGUCAGCCGAACCCACGACGGCGUCUUACACGUCAGACCGAUGAGCAAUGAAUCAAUCGUUCGCGAGAGUGAACAAGCGUCUGUGUCUAUCACACGAGAGGAAUCGAUAUCUGCCAGUCAGUUGAGCUUAUCAGAUUCAGCCUCAGUUUCUUCUCGUACUGAGAGCCUGGAGAAUGAGAAACAGAGUCUGAUGUCGCAGAUGGCUGUUUCUCGUGCUGCUUUGCAGUCGCUGCAGGAAGAGCGCGAUGCACUAUUAAAAACGAUCGAACGCCUGCAGCAGGAGUUGUCGUUUUCAAACCGCGAACAGGACUUGCUGCAAGAACGAAUGACAAGCUUUCAGAAAGGUGGAAGGAGAGGGUACAGAUAAGAUUGUUACCACUUGAGAAUGGUUGUGUUUCGAAUUGAUGGCGGUAGUUCGCUCUAAAUUGAAGGAAUUGAAAGACUCUUGGAGUUUCAGGAGGUCUUUCUAGGCUCACGAAGCGACUUCUAGGAUCUGGAAGUUGUUGCAUGAUUGAGAAAAAUGAGAAACAGUUCACUGAAAAUAUUUAGUUGGACAAAGACUUUUUGUGUCGUAAUGGAACGAAUUCAGAAUUGACCCAACAUCGGCGUCCAACAAUGUUGACAUUUUAGAAUUGCAAAAAACAGUAGAGCAUAAAUUUUAUUGAAGAAGCUAAAAAAAGCCUAUGGAGCUAAGUUAAAUUCUAAAGGUCUAGAACUAUUUUUUAUAACUAGAGGCGAAAGUGUGAUAAAGAAACAUUAAGUAUCUUAAAGUAUAGGAAAACUCGCUUUUUUUGCUUGCAAUGAUAAUUUGUAGCCACAAUAACAAGUUUGAAUUCAAAGUCUUAAUAACCAAGCUCCGUAAAGUAGAAUUCUCUUUCUUUUCUCCUGUUAGUUCUUAAGUUUGAGAACUUACACAAGGGUACGAUCGUUGAGGUGGAAUGAAUUAUUUGCUUUAUUUUUUUAUUUGAUCAUUUGUU